Molecule: messenger RNA, 2526 nt
Organism: Trichosurus vulpecula (common brushtail)
Lineage: Eukaryota; Metazoa; Chordata; Mammalia; Diprotodontia; Phalangeridae
Gene: SLC39A7
Product: solute carrier family 39 member 7
Exons: 8
Coding region: 249-1940 (563 amino acids)
Biological process (GO): intracellular zinc ion homeostasis; zinc ion transmembrane transport
Cellular component (GO): membrane
Molecular function (GO): zinc ion transmembrane transporter activity
Source: RefSeq, a predicted model, not a curated record
GCUUCCGCCCUUCACCAAGAUGGAAGAAGCCGAGCCGUUCUUUCCGGCUGGCCCGCUUCCUCUGUAUACGCAUGCGUAUCAAGGGAUAAGUUUCCCCGUAGCUCCAGCUGAGAGAGCCGCUGUCCGGGUAAAGGAAAGGGGCGGAGAAAGGGCGGAACUUCCUCUUCUCGCGGGAGCGAGGGACGCGGGAGUGCCACGUCCGUCCGUGUGAACCGGGGAGCGAGAAGACCCCGGAGCCGAUAAUCGCCAUGGCCCACGGAGUCCCAGGGGCCAGAUGCUGGGCAGCUGUGGGGUUGGUGACUUGGGUUGCCUUAGAGCUGCUGGUGUCUGGACUUGGGGGCCACGCAGACUUGCAUGAAGAUAUGCAUGAAGAUUUCCACCAUCCUGGCCAUGGGCACUCACAUGAGGAUUUCCACCAUCCUGGCCAUGGGCACUCUCAUGAGGAUUUCCACCAUCCUGGCCAUGGGCACUCUCAUGAGGAUUUCCACCAUCCUGGCCAUGGGCACUCACAUGAGGAUUUCCACCGUCCUGGCCAUGGGCACUCACAUGAGGAUUUCCACCAUCAUGACCAUGGGCACUCACAUGAGGAUUUCCACCGUCCUGGCCAUGGGCACUCACAUGAGGAUUUCCACCAUCCUGGCCAUGGGCACUCACAUGAGGAUUUCCAGCAUCAUGGCCAUGGACAUUUGCAUGAUGAUCUCCAUCAUGGUCACAGACAUGCACCAGGACAUCAUGGCCACACACAUGAGAGCUUUUAUUAUGAGUCUGACUCCUUGCACAGUAGACAGUCACAUGAAGGAAAUGGACACAGAGGUCACACUCAUGACCAUGGACACAGCCAUGCUCAUGAAUACGGACAAAGCCCUAAAGGCAUUGGGGAUUCUGAGGUUCUAGGCAGUGGGCAGGACUUGGACACUGUCAGUCUUUGGGCAUAUGCUCUGGGGGCUACAGUGCUGAUCUCAGCAGCUCCAUUUUUCAUCCUAUUCCUUGUGCCUGUGGAAUCCAAUUCUCCUCAGCACCGCUCACUCCUGCAAAUCCUGCUCAGCUUUGCCUCAGGGGGACUUCUGGGAGAUGCUUUCCUGCACCUGAUCCCUCAUGCCCUGGAACCUCAUUCUCAUCAUGGGGAUGUAGAACCUCAGCUUGAGGAAAGACUAGGACACGGACACUCCCAUAGCCACCAGGGCCCCAUUCUCUCUGUUGGGCUCUGGGUUCUCGGUGGAAUUGUUGCCUUUCUUGUGGUGGAAAAAUUUGUGACACACGUGAAGGGAGGACACGGACGCGGACACGGACAUGGACACGGGCACGGACACGGGCACGGCCAGCGUGAAUCCUCCAAGGAAAAACAGAGCUCCGAUGAGGAAGAGAAAGAGAAGGAGGUUGGAGGAGCAAGGAGGAGAAGAGGAGCAGGCAGACAGCCCAGUGAUGGUCCGGUGAAACUGCUUAAAUCUGAAGAGGAGAAAGGAGGCUCAGACUUGCGUGUGUCUGGAUACCUAAACCUAGCUGCUGACCUGGCUCACAACUUCACAGAUGGUCUCGCAAUUGGGGCUUCUUUCCGAGGGGGCCGUGGACUAGGGAUCUUGACCACACUAACUGUCCUGCUACAUGAGGUGCCCCAUGAAGUUGGGGAUUUUGCCAUACUUGUCCAGUCUGGCUGCAGCAAGAGGCAGGCAAUGCGUCUUCAACUGCUGACAGCACUGGGGGCCUUAGCAGGCACAACCUGUGCGCUCUUGGCUGAAGGAGGGUCCCAGGGAAACAGUGCUGCUGGUGGUAGUGGUUCAGGUUGGGUCCUCCCAUUUACAGCUGGUGGCUUCAUCUAUGUGGCAACUGUGUCUGUAUUGCCUGAGCUACUGAGGGAGGCUUCUCCCCUGCAGUCCUUGCUGGAGGUCCUGGGGCUGCUGGGUGGAGUUGCUAUGAUGGUGCUGAUUGCCUACCUCGAAUGAGAGGUGGGAGACCCCUCCCCCUAAACCCUGGAGGGUAGAGUGACUUGGAUGGGGGCACUAGCCAAAGGGAGGAGGAGCCAAGUACCAGAACAAUAUACAGUCUAGAAGGGCAAUGAACUUGGGUCGGCCCUAUAGGCCUGAAGGUCUCAGAGGGCAGUAGACUUGAGAAUGAGACGCUAGAAUGGCCGUAGUACUGAGAAUUCACUGACAGUGAAGUUGGAUUUUAGGUGGCAUGGCUAAAUGUGGCCAUGGUAGAAGGGCCAGCCCCAAGAAUCAAGGAAGAGGGACCACAGAAUAGGGACUCCUGUCACCUGUGUCCCCCAUACCUGUUUUCAAGGGAGCAAGUUGCCCCAGCUGCUCCUCCAUCUCUCCUCUUGAGGAGGGCGUGCCUUUCUGAAAGGCCUGAGCCCUGGACCGAGGGGGUGGAGGGGAGGGGUCAGGAUUAAGGUCAAUCGUGUACAGUGAUUGGGGGGGCUUGUUACUAAUCUUCCACCUGUUUAGUUUUUGCUUUUUUUAUAUGAGUGGGGGGGGUCGGAUUGGGGGAAGGGUGGUGACCGGAAAUAAAGGCACCGGCUCUUUCACCCCA